Messenger RNA from Branchiostoma floridae (Florida lancelet), 6714 nucleotides. Its product is annotated as delphilin-like. The record is from RefSeq and is a predicted model, not a curated record. Lineage: Eukaryota; Metazoa; Chordata; Leptocardii; Amphioxiformes; Branchiostomatidae. Bases 254 to 5125 code for a protein of 1623 amino acids. Gene Ontology annotation, molecular function: protein binding. The transcript is spliced from 28 exons.
UCUAACGGGGCAGGCCCAGAGACGAGCUCGCCCAGGUGAUCAGCUCCAGUUAAGGGUGGCGAGCCGUACUUACGGUACUUAAGGGCACGAUCUAACGGUACCGGGGCCGAGACAGACCCGCUAACGGGCUCAGAUGGACCACUAACCGCCGGACUGUCCACUUUGAGCCGGUGGGAGGUGUCGGGGACUCUUUGGCGCGAACUUUUGCAGCAACAGCUGUUUUGGGCGGGGUUUAAACAUAUCCAUACAAGGAAUGAAAAUGACUAGUAACGAAGGUUGGCCCGAAGCCUUUGGCUUCCGGAUCGAGGGAAAUGUGCCAUGUUACAUCGUCGCCGUGUCCGACAAGAGCCUCGCCCAACAGGCGGGGCUCCAGCCCGGCGACCAGAUCGUCGAACUCGACGGACACGAUGUCACCAUGAUGUCGCGGGAGGGCAUCAUGGCGCUUGCGAAACACUGCGAGCAAGUACCCCCCAGCUUGGGCGUGAUCUCGAGAAUCCGACAUUUAGAACUUGUGCCAGACCUAAAGGGAAACUACGGAGUUCUGUUUCGCGGCACGGGUCCGGUCUACGUGCAAGGUGUCGCAAAAAGUAGUCCCGCUGUACAUGUUGGACUUAAACCAGGAGACAUGCUCUUAGAAAUCAACGGGGUCUCGAUACGACACAUGGACGCGGCCAACCGGAUGAUUCGAAACGGACGCGACGUGCUGCGGUUAGCGAUCAUUCCCGGACAGGGCGGGAAGCAGGGCGUGAGUGCGCCACCAGCCGUGAUGCAGUCACCACGAGAGCCCGGAACUAGGAGUGACCGGAGCAUCAGAAAACACAAUAAAGCUGUCAACUUCUUUACAAAGGUGAAUGUGGUGCUAGAAGAAGACCCUGAAAGGAAGGAAGAGUUGAUGCAGUUGUUACGGGACUAUGCCACAGACAAGAACGUGGAAACGUUCGGCACGGCGUUGGCCUUCUUACUCACCAAGCCUGCACAUAGGAAACUGCUCAGCGACAUUAGGAUAUUUGUCCCCCAGCGGCACCGCGGCAGGUUUGACUACCUGGUGUCCCAGGACAUGUUGACCCUGCGGAGGGAGGUCAUCCGCGAGCUGGAGCAGCGCGGGAGGGACAACAAACCCUCCUGGGACUCGUCCACGGUCUCCUCCCGGGGUUCCAGCAGGGGGUCGUCUCGCCCGUCCAUCCUCCCCUCCCCACAGAAGGAAAGGAAGUUGUCUUGGAAAACAAGGACUGUUGUUGUAGAAAAGGGACAGGCCAGUUUUGGGUUUGUUCUGCGAGGUCACUCACCUGUCUACAUCGAGAGCAUUGAGCCAGGGAGUGCAUCGGACAGAGCAGGGUUGAAGGUGGGAGACCAUCUUCUUAGGCUGAAUGGGCUGGAUGUCAGCUCUGCCACUCAUAAGAAAGUCAUCACACUACUACAGGGCAGUGGCAGUAAGCCUACACUGGUGGUGGGAGUGAAGAAAGGACAAGAGAGAAAAUCGAGUGACGACAGGAAGAGCAUCUCGUCUGCGUCAUCGCUGCCAGCGCGUCUGUCAUCCGGGAAUCGCUCACCGAGCGUUUUGUCGCUCUCGUCCGUCACGUCUUCCCUGUCCUCACAGCAGGUGACUGAGAUUGUCAGGGAUGGCAGGACUUUCAAACAACAGAUGGAACACCUGCUGACCCCUUCUGAGAAGCACCAAAUCAAAGCCAGCUUGAAGAGAUACAAGGACACCAGGAAUGCUGACAGAUUGAUCCAGGAGGUCUACCCAGUGCUGGACACCCCAGCUAAGGAGAAACUGUGGGGUUACAUCAUCCGACUACUGCCUACUGAAGAACAACAUGUCUUCAGCAGUAAGGUUCUUACUGUCAAGACUAGUCAGAUACCAGAUAAACAUGACACUAACGAGGAUGAAAACGGGUACUCUGAUCAGGCCGACGAUGAUUCACACGCUAGUGAAUCCAUUCACUUCAACACCACUGACGAUGACUCAUUUUCGCACAUUGAAGAAGCUGCUGAUCUGUUGGUCAACAAGUCACUUGACCUCCCAAUUGAAAGGUCAGAGGGAGAUGGUACAUCUAUGCAGGGCUCCCCUGCCCACAAGAAACUUGGACCAGUCCAGAGUGAAAAGACAAACUCAGUUGAUAUGGACAAACCAAACCAAUCCCUAUCUGGGGGUGUUACAGCAAUAGAGGCAAACCAAGAGGAAAGCAGACCAAACCACUUUGUUGAGAGGGAUGAACAGGCUACUGAAUACAGGCGACCUUAUGAAACGGACAAAUAUGGUCAUGGACUAGACCAACAACAUCCAAACAGGGGGCAUGAUGAUGAUGAUAAUGUAUUUGUAAGAGGGAAUGGAACAGACCACUACAGAGAUAGGGGUGUUUACAGUGAUCAUGCCAACAGGACUGUUGACGGACCAGACCAACAGCAAAAGAGGUAUGGACACCGUAGGCAGAGUUCUGAGCCAAUUCAGUAUUAUGAAAAUGGAAUCCAACAUUUACCCGAAAGAGGUGGAAGUUUCAGAAGAUCAAACCAUUCUCACCGUAGGGAAGCUUCUAUGGAUUUCGGAUACGAUCGCAAGGACAGACCAAACCAUUACGACGACAGGGAGAGACAGGAUCAUGUUGGGUACAGGCAUCCUGAUGGACUAGACUAUUACGAUGAUAGGGUUGGUCAGGACAGCUACAGGCACAGGCAAUAUGAUGGAUCUGAUCACUAUCAAGACAGGGGUGGACAAGUGGAUUAUAGGUACUCGAAUGGACCAGACAACUAUCAAAGCAGGGGUGAUGACUAUAAUGAUAGGUAUAUCCAACCUGAUAGGCCAGAGUAUUAUCAGGAUGGGCAUGACCAAUAUGACCCCCCAUAUGGCCAACAAAAUGGACCAGUCUAUCAUGAUGAUAGUGGCUAUCAAGAUGACUAUAGGCAACACAAUGGAACAGACUACUAUGAAAGCAGGGGUGAUCAGGACCAAAGGUACAGGCAGUACAAUGGAGUGGACCAGUAUUCGAACAGGGGAGAUGAAGAUGACUACAGGUACAGGAGGCAGGGUGGAUCAGACUAUUAUGAAGAUAGGGGUGAUCAGGACUACUAUGAUGACAGACAGCCAAGACGGACAGACUACUAUGAAGAAAGGGGUGGUCAGGAUCACUAUGGCUACAGGAGUGAGGGACAAUAUGGCUAUGAUGAUGAUCACUACCCAGGGGACAUCCCUCCCCCACCCCCAGGCCCUGCCCCACAGUUCACCAGGCAGCCGCAGCCGCUCUACCCCCCUGAGGAGAUGACGGCGGAGGCCAUGAUGAGUCGGCUGGCCCUCGCUGGGUCCGAUCUCAACAAGGCAGACGAUCAAAACCAGGGUAUCACACAAGGGUACCAGCCAAGUGUCACACCAGGGUACCAGCCAAGUGUCACACCAGGGUACCAGCCAAGUGUCACACCAGGGUACCAGCAAGGUGUCACACCAGGGUACCACCAGGGUAUCACACCAGGGUACCAGCCGGGUGUCACACCAGGAUACCAGCAGGGUGUCAUACCAGAGCACCAACAGGGUAUCACACCAGGGUACCAGCAGGAUGCUAGACCAGCAUACCAGCAGGGUAUCACACCAGGGUACCAGGAGGGUAUCACACCAGAGUACCAACAGGGUAUCUUGCCAGGGUACCAGCAGGGUAUCACACCAGGGUACCAGCAGGGUAUCACACCAGGGUACCAGCAGGGUGUCACGCCAGGGUACCAAGGAGAAGUACCAGUUCAGCAAAAUAUACCUGAUCCAGGUGUUGCUCACGGGCCACCUUUACACAGACCAACUGAAAGUGUUAGUUCAUCAGAUGUGCAAUAUGAUACCACACUGGGAGAGUCCACAUCGUCUAUACCGUUGCCCCCCCCACCGCCCCCCUCCCCGCUAGACCUAAAUGCAAGUACGUCAAGCAUUCCAAUGCCUCCUCCCCUUCCACCUGGAAAAGCUCCUGGUCCGAGGAUGAACAUGAACGUGAAGAGGAUGAACUGGGAGAAACUGGAGGGAGAGAAGGUCAAGAACACCAUCUGGGGACAGAUUGGGGGAGAUGAAUAUCUGCAGGAAGUGGUGAAAGUGAUGGAACUGGAGCAUCGUUUCAGCAUGAAGACCAAGGAUAAUUCAGAUGAAGAAGACGACUUUGAUGCACCUGUGGCACAGAAGAAGAAGAAAGUUGUUACUAUCCUACCUCACAAGAAAGCCUACAACAUUGCCAUAGUUCUGGGCCACCUGAAGAUGUCCCAUGCAGAGAUCAGACAGGCGGUGCUACAGAUGGACGACUCACGGGUGUCCCCCUCCCACCUGAAACAGCUGCUGGUCUACGCAGCUGAAGAUGAAGAGAUUGAGAAGUUUGAGAAGUACAUCGGAGUUUUGUCGGCUCUGAAUGAAUCUGACCGCUUUGCAUAUGAGAUGAACAAGAUACCUGGCUACAAGACAAGGUUAAAGGCCAUGAUCUUCAAGGCUAAUUUUGCUGAGAAGACAGAAGAGCUAAGACAGCAUAUAGAUGCUAUAUCCAGAGCAUCAUGGGAACUAAAAAACAGCCAAAAGCUGGCCAAGAUUCUUCAGCUUGUACUGGCCAUGGGAAACUAUCUGAACGAGGGAAACAUCCGAGUGGCAAAGGCUUCUGGUUUCAGAGUGUCCUUCCUUAGAGAGCUGGACACAACCAAGACGUCUGACAAGAAGUCCACUUUUCUCCACAUCUUGGCCAAUGCAGUUUCCACCAACUUCUCACAGUACUUGGCCUUCUCUAAGGAACUACCAACAGUGCCUUUAGCUGCAAAAGUGUCCAACUGGCUUGUGGAACAAGAUCUACUGGAACUGGAGUCAGUGUUGGUUGAUUAUGAGGAGAUUUCAGAAACUGCAAAAAUGCUGGCUGCAGAACCCACCAAUGAUCCAAAGGACAAGUUUGUCGAAGUUAUGGGUGCCUUUAUGGACAAGGCUGCUGAUGAGAUACAAACCCUGCGGGCGCAGUACUCUGAAAGUAUGAAGGAGUUCGUGGCCGUGGCGGAGUACUACGGAGAGGACCCGAAGCUAAUCAACUCCGAGCUUCUCUUCACGAUCUUCGCAGAUUUUAUGCGCAAGUUUGACAAAGCCCACUAUGAGAACAUCACGCCUAUCAAAAAGAAGGGGGCAAGCUAGCGAGGCUGACAAAACUCUUCACCCAUUGGGUUAUUGGGUCACCCAAUGCAACUUCCCCAGGACCAAGUUUUUCCUGCAGUUCUAUUGUUAUCUACUAGAGGGCUCUGCUGUACUGAUAGCUGGAAAUGUUUACUGUUGUGAUACCUUUGCCGAGUCAAAAUUCAAUACUUUUAGAGUACCCUAUACAUUGAGUGUAGAUAUUUUUAAAAAGCCAUUGAUUAACCAGAAUGCCUUUUUAAAGGUGUACUGCCAUGGUAUUUUGGCAGUUGUGGAAUCACUUGACAAUGUUUUAUCAAUCUUUAAGGACUUAUAGAUUUUAUAACUGUAUAUAGUUAUAGUAAGACUAUAGAAAAGAUUCUUUCAGUAAGCAUUGAAAGCCAUUCUCAAUACACCACAGGAAAAAAAGACCAUGUAAUCCAUUGAGAUUAUUAUGUAUCAUUAUGAUAUUAAUAUAUCUUAACGCACAGCGAACUAAUGCGAAACUGUACAAAAUAUUACAGAUCGACCCUAUGUAACAGUGUUGAACCAUGUACAGUGAACUUUAACAUGCCAUAUCCAUUGCCAUUUAGAAGUAUUACAAAACAUCAACUGAUGAGCUCAGUAUCAAACAAUAUUUGUCAUGUGACUGCAUAUGCCCCUAAGUCUAAGUAAGUUUAUACAUAUGGAAUAGUUAUAAAUAUAGAUAGGAAAUAUUAAUAUGUACAUAGAAAUUUCAUGUCUGGAGGUAAAAUCAGUUGAUUAUUGUCUAGUAUUAUAACUUCUCAUGUAACACGAACAAAAUUUAUAAGUAAGAAAUUUGAUCAUGUACAGUAGCUGUAUUUUACCUUUCAAGACUGUAGUACCAGUCAUUAGGCAGUUAUAAUGAUAGAAAUUACUAUAUAUGACUCUUAGCUAGUUUGGUCUUUCUGACAUUUAUCCAAACCUUGCCAUUGUAUCUGCCAUAAUCAGAAAAAGAGAAAGUUAUAUAAGGUACUAUGUACAAUGACAAACAAAUGUUGUAUAUUUCCAGGGAGAUUUUAGACAUUCUUAACCUUACUGAUAUUGUAUAGCAAUAAUCAAAAUUACAGUAAAUGCAUUUAUUUUGGAGGUGUUAAUUUCAGUUUGAGUGGAAAGGAGUGUUUUAAUUUCUCGGGUCAAAAUUAUAAAAUGCAUGAAAAACAUAAAACCAGUGCAGAUAUUUCAAUGUUGAUUUAAAGUAUCUUGGUUAAGGAUGUACAUGUACAUUCAAUUUGAAAAUAUUCUAUUCCUUUUUUGUGGAAAAAAUCUUGAGAAUUAAAAGUAAUGCUCAGUAUUUGAUUUUAUGUGUUAAUAGUAUCUUUCUAAAAUCCACAGUAAUUUAUUGUCAGUGCAACUGCAGUUUUAUUUUGUAGUCUGCUACUUUGAUUAUACUUUGAACCUUGAUAAAUUAAUGUUUAACUGGAAGCGGAUUAUUAAAUGUAUCAUUUCAGGUAUGUUCAUUAAUCAGUGGUCCUAUUUAGACCAGCAAAGAAUGAAAUUAUAGAGAAAAUUUGAAAUGUAGGUUUAAGGACGUUAUGUAAUUAAUGUCCUUGGGUAGCUUGAUUUUAUUAAACAACCAUUUAGUAACCGAA